GAUGAGCUUCCCUCCUUCCCUUAAAGUCCGCCAACAACAACACUUGAAAAACAAAAACAAACAGCAUACUCCAAACUUACAAUGCCUAACAGAGCAUUAUUAUCAACCUCUUACUCUAACAAAAAACACGACGUAUUUCUCAGUUUCAGAGGCGAGGACACUCGAAUCGGUUUCACCAGCCAUCUCUACGAUGCAUUGAAUCACAAAUCAAUCAAAACAUACAUAGAUUACCUCCUAAACAGAGGAGAAGACGUUUGGCCAACACUUUCUGAAGCCAUUGAGGAUUCACAUGUUUCCAUCGUUGUUUUUUCAGAGAACUACGCUUCUUCGAAAUGGUGUUUGGAAGAGCUUGUUAAAAUACUUGAAUGCAGAAAAGUUCACGGUCAAGUUGUUAUACCUGUUUUCUAUAAAACAGAUCCUUCUCAUAUUAGAAAUCAGAGAGGAAAUUUUGAGAAAGCAUUCGCUAAACAUGAGAGAGAUCUUGGAACUAAUGAAAGUGAUGAGUCAAGACGAAAAGUGCUUAAUUGGAAAGCUGCUCUUACUGAAGCUGCUAAUAUUUCUGGAUGGGACUCCAAAACUCACAAGGAUGACUCUAACCUCAUAGAGAAUGUUGUGAAUGAUGUAUUGCAAAAGCUACAACUGAGGUACCCUAAUGAACUAGAAGGUAUUGUUGGGAUUGAAAAAUUUUGUGGAGGGGUAGAAACAUUAAUGACUAGAAUUCAGAUACUUGGAAUUUGGGGUAUGGGUGGAAUGGGGAAGACAACCAUUGCUAAAGUGUUGUUUGCCAAAUUCUUUGCCCAAUAUGACCAUGUAUGCUUUGCGAACGCAAAAGAAUAUUCACUCAGCAAGCUUCUAUCUGAGCUACUAAAGGAAGAAAUUUCACCAUCUAAUGUUGUAGGAACUACAUUCCAUAUGAGGAGGCUGAGAAGUAAAAAGGUUUUCAUUAUACUUGAUAAUGUGGACAGUUUAGAUCAGUUUGAAUAUUUAUGCAGGAAUUUCGGCGACCAAAGUAAGGAUAGUAGACUCCUUAUAACGACGAGAGACAGACAAUUGCUCAGUGAAAGAGUUCAAUUAAUAUAUGAGGUCAAGCAAUGGGAAGAUAAAGAAUCUCUAGAGCUUUUUAGCUUAGAAGCCUUCAAACAAAGCCAUCCCCGAAAGGGUUACGAGGAUCUUUCGCAAAGGGCAGUUGCUUAUGCAGGAGGCGUUCCACUUGCUUUGAAAGUUUUGGGUUCAAAUCUGCGAUCCAAAGGUACUGAUUUUUGGGAAAGUACUUUCAGAAAACUCGACAAGUUUCCAAAGGAAGAAAUUCAAAAAGUAUUAAAAGUGAGCUAUGAUGGAUUGGAUCCACUAGAGAAGAAGAUAUUUCUAGACAUUGCAUUUUUUUUCAAAGGAGAAAAGAAAGAUCAUGUCAUAAGUAUACUAAAUGCUUGUGGCUUGGAAGCAAGUAGUGGAAUAGAAGUCCUAGAAGACAAGGCUUUGAUAACUAUUUCAAAUGGAAAUAGAAUACAAAUGCACGACUUGCUAAAGAAAAUGGGUUCAGACAUAAUACGUAAAGACUGUGGCAUAAACCCUGCAACUCAUACACGAUUGAGCGGGAGCGAAGCGCUUGAAGUAAUUAAAGAAAACAAGGGGACUAGUUCAAUUGAAGACAUAACACUGGAUUUGUCUCAAAAUAAUGAGUUGCCUUUAUGUUCCGACACAUUCACCAAGAUGAAAGCCUUAAGAAUUCUUAAAUUCUAUAUCCCAUUGGGUCAGAGUUGUAGUAAUGCAUACCUCAACCUUCCCAUGGUACUUGAGCCAUUUUCUAGUGAAUUGAGGUACUUUGAGUGGAUUGGAUACCCUUUCGAGACACUUCCACAACCUUUUUGUGCCAAGUUGCUUGUUGAGAUUCAUAUGCCGCACAGUAAUGUUAAACAACUUUGGCAGGGGAUGCAGGACCUUGAUAAACUAGAGGUGAUUGACCUAGGUGAAUGCAGACAUUUUGUUCAGCUUCCGAAUUUGUCUAAGGCAUCAAAACUUAAAUGGGUUAAUCUCUCCGGUUGUGUGAGUCUGGUGGAUCUUCAUCCAUCUGUUCUUUUGGCUGAAACACUUACUACUUUGAUACUCGACGGGUGUACAAAGCUUAGGAGUGUUAAAGGCCAGAAACAUUUAAAAUUUCUGGAAAAGAUCAGUAUCAUUGGCUGCACAAGUCUUGAGGAAUUUGCUGUCUCCUCGGAUAUAAUUGAAAACUUGGAUUUAAGCAGUACAGGGAUUCAAACACUUGACCUAUCAAUUGGGCUUCCUCGCAAUCUUAAGCGGCUUAAUCUUGAGGGUUCAAGACUUGAGUAUCUUCCAGAUGAGUUACCUAGCCUAACAUCUAUUAAGGAGCUUAGGAUUUCUGGCAGUGGACUAAAAGUUAAGAAACAGCAGCUUCAUGUCUUGUUUGAUGGCCUACGAUCUCUACAAAUACUACAUUUGAAGGAUUGUAAUAACUUGUUUGAACUCCCUGACAACAUCAGUGUCCUAUCAAAAUUACAGGAACUAAUUCUAGAUAGAAGCAACGUGAAAAGGUUGCCGGGAAGCAUCAGGAAUCUUCAAGAGCUAGAAAUUCUGUCAUUGGAGGAUUGCAAGGAGAUUCAGUAUCUUCCAGAGCUUCCCCCUCUUAUCAAAUUGUUAAAUGCCAUUAACUGCGCGUCCCUGGUUUCCGUUUCAAAUUUAAAAACUAUUGCAACAAAGAUGAUGGGAAAUGCCAAAAACAUUUCAUUCAGGAACAGCCUGAAUUUGGAUGGGCGUUCACUCAAACAUAUAAUGGAAAGUCUCAAUUUAACAAUGAUGAGCGCUGCAUUUCAAAAUGUGUCUGUUAGAAGACUUCGCGUGGAUGUUCACAGCUACAACUAUACCAGUGUUGAUGCUUGUCUACCAGGAACAAGGGUUCCAAGGCAGUUCAAAUAUCAAACUACUACCGAAUCCUCCAUUACCAUUAAACUUCCUAACCAUUGGAACUCACUGGGAUUUCUUUACUCAGUGGUUCUUUCUCCCACAGGUGGAACGAAGAAGGGUGGAACUAUGAUAAAAUGUCGAUGCGACUUGGGAGAAGAAGGUAUAAAGGAUACAAUGUUUAAUACUUAUGUCACAGAACUGAAGUCGGAUCAUGUUUUUGCAUGGUACGAUCCAUUCCAUUGUGACAGCAUUCUCAAAUAUUAUGAACCAAAGCUUCGGUUUGAGUUUUAUGUUACUAAUAAUAUGGACAAAGUUGAUGGUUCAAUCUGUAUUAAAGAGUGUGGGGUACGACCUGUAUGUGCUGAUGAACUGCUGAGUGUUUUACAUCAAUUGGAUUUGGAUUCGGAAAAGAGAAAAGAGUUGAAGAAGGCUGUGAUAUUAGAAUCAGGAGGUAGGAUAACCUUGAAGGCAAUUGAAAAUCGUUUCAAGAGCAUUAUACAAGAUUCAGAGACGGUUGAACCAGAGACAAAUUCUGAUUUGGAAGAGAGCAGUGUUGGAAAAGACCGACAUCAUAAUACCUCAAAACUUUCAAAAGGUUGGAGUCGCUUCUAUUCUAUUGGAAAACUUCGGGUUUCAUCUUUUCUAAAAAAUUCAAAAAUACAAACCAAGUUCAGUGCUGCAAGUGGUAGCAAGAAGAAUGCCAAAAACACUACAGAAAUCGUCAAUAGCGAAGGAAAUAAAGGAACGCUAAUUGAACCUGAUGAUGGAACCAGUCGUGAGGAGAAUAUUACCAACUCUGCAGAAGUUUUCAAAAGCAAAGAAAAUGAAGGAAAACCAUCUGAAUCUGAAGCUGAAUUUCAUGUACCGGUAAUGUCAUCUGUUGAAGACAAUGCUUCUGAUAACAAACCAGGUGAAAACAACAAUCAUUGGCAAGCUAAUUUUGAUGAGACUACGAAUUCAGAAGAAAAAUCAAAUAUAGCAGGAGGACAGAUUACUGUUCCUGACAACAAGGAUCCGAUAAGUGAACCAGAACAAAGAAAAGAAAAUGCACCAAUAAUGAAUCUUAGCGAACCUGAAGGUGAUCAAGAAGAUGGAUCAGAUGAGGAUCCUUUUUCUGAACUUGAGAGCAUCCUGUUGGGAAGUCCAGAGUCCUCACCAAAAGCAACCUGUUCCACAAAUGAUGAUGCUGUAAGAGAAGCUUUGCAUAACCUUGAAAGCCUAUUGGAAAAUUCACUUGAGUCCGUUGCCAGUGAUGUUGAGAUACAACGGCAAUUACUAAUGUCUUUGGAAUACAUAAAACAAGCAUCUCAUGAAAAUGUUUCUCCUAAUGUUGUGAAGCUUGUCCAGAGAAUGACAUCCUCUAUUGAGAACCUCUUCAAAGACUUUGUCGGGACUAAAAAAGUGGUUGAGGAUCACAUUAAUGCUUUGAAAGAAAAAGAAAAGCUCAAGCAGCGAGUGAGAGAUGCUAAGAAACAAAAGGAAUCAAAACAGAAAGAAAAGAGUCGGUUGGAAAAUGAAGUCAAGCGUCUUAAGGAAGAGGGUGAAAAGGUGGAUGAAAAAAUUAGAAUUCUUGUUGAGCAAAAGAAAAGUAUUGAGUUGGAAAUAACCAAGUUGAAGGAGAGCAUGGAAAGAUGUGAAGGUGAAAAGAAGAAAGUGAAAAAUGAGGCUAAGAAUAUGAUAACUGAAAGCAAAGAGCUUAUGUUGAAUAUUAAAAACUCUAAAUCUGCAUAUGCUGCUGCCUUGUCAAAGCAAAAAAAGUUGAGAGACCAAUGGGAAGGUUUUAGAAUAGAUUUUGCAGACAACUUUGGAAGUAGCACUACUUGAGAAAUAUUGAUAUGUUGGGUUCAAGGGUGUGGUGAGUCUCACAUUAGCAAUGCACGACUUAAAUAUUAGACAUAUAAGAAAGUUGACUCAUCUAUCUAAAGAGAGCUGACUCAUCUACCUAAUGUCUUAAGGUUUUAGAUGGAGAUUUAGUAUCCCAUUUUCAUGAUUUUCAUGAUCUUAGAGUAUGACCAAUUGUUUCGAAUAAAAAAUUGACUUGAAAAGUAUUAUGUAUUCAAUGAAUAACGAGGAUGCAUGGUAUGGUAUGGUAUGCCU
This is a messenger RNA of Vicia villosa (hairy vetch), 5016 nucleotides long. RefSeq names its product TMV resistance protein N-like. The transcript has 7 exons. NCBI's taxonomy places the organism in Eukaryota, Viridiplantae, Streptophyta, Magnoliopsida, Fabales, Fabaceae. The record is from RefSeq and is a predicted model, not a curated record. Gene Ontology annotation, molecular function: ADP binding. Gene Ontology annotation, biological process: signal transduction; defense response. The coding region runs from base 82 to 4743 and encodes 1553 amino acids.